CCGGAAAUGGAACCGAGUGAAGCGUCUUCAGGGGAGUAGACGAUCUUUGUUACAAACAUGGCAGCGCGCAUGUGAAUGUCAUGCCAGCUUAAUCUACUCCCUGAAUCGGUUCAUGUUUGGGUAGGAUUAGUGAGUCAUUAAAGCUGACAGGUAAAUGACAUCUUGCGGAAUUGUGUUGUAAUUCACUUUAGACAACAAAGGUUCGGGAAACCUGAAUUCAUUAGCUGGCCAGCUCUCCAUGUUAGCAUUUUAGCUAACGUUAACCAGCAGUCAACUUCAGACGGAAUCACGAUGGAUCCUGACCAACAAAUUAGAAAUCUGCGGGAUUUCCUUUUGGUUUACAACCGUAUGACUGAAAUCUGCUUCCAGCGAUGCAGCAGCAACUUCAACUACAGAAACCUCACCAUGGACGAGGAGCGCUGUGUAGACAGCUGUGCGGGAAAGCUGAUUCGCUCUAACCACCGCCUGAUGAACACCUACGUGCAGCUGAUGCCUCGGAUGGUGCAGCGUCGGAUGGAGGAGAUGGAGAGCAAGGCGGCAGAAAAUGCCACGGCAGCAGAGGCAGCUGCAGCUGCUGCUGCAUAUGUGGAGCCUCCGGCCACAGAGGCGUCACCAGCGUCUCAAACCCCCAUCACCUUAUCUCCGCCCCCAGAAGUACCUUCACUGUUGGAUCAACCUUUUACCUCAAUGACCAUCGAUGAUGUCGGAACAGGUGCCCAUGGCUCAGUCUUAAAGCCAGCAGGAUUGGAUUUUCCAGUUGAGUUUGACGCUGCUCUGUCCAAAUCCAUAAGCUCCACAGAAGUCAAAUUAUCAGCAGCCACACCCCUCACACCUGCGAUUGAGACAGUGAAUCUAUCUGUGCUUAAUGAAGCUAGCAAUGGACCAUCUUAUACAGCAAGCUUUCCUAUGCCGCCAAUAGCUGGUGCCCAAAUUGAGUCUGAUUUCUCAGCGCCUGUGUUUAUGCCAUCUAAACCAAUAUCCUUAUCAGGAGAUGUUCCUGUGUCAACAGUAGGUGAACCCACAGUGUCUAAAUCCAUUGAGAGCCUGUCGGGCCAAGUGAGAGCCCCAGAGGUUCCCCCGCCGUCAGGCCAGUAAUGGCGGUCUGUCUCAGGUGGUCAAACUGCAUUAUGGCCCUGACUCCCAUGAUGAGUAACUCGUCACUGGCAGUCCCAAAUGUGAUAUUCUCUGUAUUGCUGAAAAGAAUAGUUGAUUAAUAGAUUUACAUAAAUUAUUGACUAUAUCAAAUUUUCAACAACUAUUCUACAUGAUAUCAUUUAUUAAAACAUUUUCUGGCUACAGUUAUACUUUUCUGUUUUCAUAUUGUGAAUUAAUAAUCUUUUUUACUUUUUGUUUCACAACAUUAGCAACUUGAAGUUAAGACAAUUGCAGCUAAAUUGCAGCUCUCGUGCCCUUUGACCUAUGAGGAAAAUAACACGAACCCCUUAUGGUAAGAAAACAUAGUCAAGCAUGUCCUUCAUGAUAAUAUUGAUUUAUUUCAAUAUAUAUAUUAUAGUAACUUCUGACAGUAUUGCAAACUAUCAGAUAUGUUAACAAAAACCAAUAUGCAGACUUUACAAAUCGUAGGCGUCAACGCUUAGUGGUAAGAGGAAAACACACAAAGGAAGUUGUAACAGUGUAUACAAGUGUAUGUAUGUGCAAUGUGAUUUGAAAAAUUGUUUUAGUAAUGGCAGUGAUGUUGCAGUUCAAAGCUCCACAAGGAUCAAACCGCAGCCUGGAUAGUGGAGGCAAGAUCAUAUUUGGACUUCAUUCUGGACUUUCAGCAGCAAGGAACACACUCGGUCAUGAUUGUUCUGGACGAGUACACAGUAAAUGCAGAAAAAAAGAUGGUCUUCAAUAAAAAAAAUAAUAUUCAUUUUAAAUGUUAUCUUUAUUUUCAAGGUUCAAGACAGUCUAUUGUAUUUGUUGUUUGAUAACAUUAAAGGCCCUCCAGCUGCCCGGAUGCCGUAACGCAGCAGUGGGUCGGGGCGUAUUCCACAUGCUC
This is a messenger RNA of Cottoperca gobio, 2002 nucleotides long. It is a transcript of the gene timm10b, whose product is annotated as translocase of inner mitochondrial membrane 10 homolog B (yeast). The transcript has 3 exons. Bases 292 to 1095 code for a protein of 267 amino acids. The record is from RefSeq and is a predicted model, not a curated record. Lineage: Eukaryota; Metazoa; Chordata; Actinopteri; Perciformes; Bovichtidae.